GCAUGCCCUCUCUUCUUUUAUACGCCCUUGGUUAAUAUAUAGAUCUACAUAUAUAGAUCCCUAUUCUUGUCUUCUAAAAUACAAAAAUUGAUUCAGCAUGUUAUAUCUACAGCAAUUAGCAUCAGUUCUAUAUCUGGAUUUUGAGGCAUGACUAAGCAUUCAAGUUAGAGAAUAAUGCAUGACUAUAGUGAUUGGUGUUUUCCCUGUGCAGAGCUGGCUGACGUGGGGGCGUUGCUGAGUCAUAAUAAUACAUGUGUGCAGUUGCAGCAGAUUUGAAGAUUAGAACUGUAGGCUAGUAGCUAGCUGUACAACUACUAGCUGUAUGAAAAAGAGACCAAGCACUCUGACAAAAUGUCACAACACAAAGAACUAGUGCAGCACGUGGAAUCAAAGCCUCUCGAGGUCAACGAAUAUCAUUUCAGUGAGGAUGAGGCUAGAAAGAAGGCAAAAGUCGCUCCACCUGAUCCACCAACAAGCCGUGCUGAGCUUACUGAAAAAAACAAGUUAUGGAAGCGAGAGAAAGCAUCUCUCGUCGAAAAACUUGAAACGUCAGUUAUUGAGGCUCGUAUCUACAAAGAAGACUUGGAGAAUUUAAAGGGAAAAUGUCAGCGAAUGGAAAAUGAUCUUUUCGGUACAAUUGCCAAUGGCUCGAUUCAAACAAAGGAUCAACUGAAAAAGAAAUUUUACGAGGUUGAAGAACUGUACGAUCAGCAAGCCAAGGAUAGGAAGAAGAUGAACGCUCUGGAGUUUCAGUGCAAGGAAGCUGAAAGAAUGAUAAAAAACCUUCGUGAGAAUGUGGACACACUAAUGCAGGAAGCCGAAGACACUAAAACGAGAAGGAGGGAAGAAUACAAAGCACUCAAGAUUGAGAAUCUAAAACUGAAACAUUCACUUGAAGAAUUGGAAAGAGCAACUUCUCAAAAGACAGAAGAAUUGGAAAAUUUUUCGCUUAACUUAAAAGAAAAUGGAAGCCGUGUGCAUGAAACAGAAGUUAAACAAAACUGUGUGGACAAUGUGAUUGAAAAUGCUCAACUGCAACUUGCUACAGAUACACAGCCGUUCUCGAUCAAGACCGAAUAAUACAGCCAUGCACAUGCAUGCAGUAUACGUCAAUAACGAUUUAUUAUUAAAACCAACUCUCAGUGUAUGUGUAUAAUAAUAACUAGCAGCACGCUUCUUUUGUAAGGCAAUUCAGCAGUUCGACAAAAAUUAAUUUUACUGA
Molecule: messenger RNA, 1222 nt
Organism: Halichondria panicea
Lineage: Eukaryota; Metazoa; Porifera; Demospongiae; Suberitida; Halichondriidae
Product: coiled-coil domain-containing protein 136-like
Exons: 5
Coding region: 352-1080 (242 amino acids)
Source: RefSeq, a predicted model, not a curated record